AUGGCUCGUCUGCCUUUAAUUGCACAAAGUGUGAGGCGACAAAGAAUUGGUAUUGCAUUGACAAUUUGGUUGGAAAUCUGUAGAAUCGCGAUUUGGUUCUUAUUUAGAAUGGGUGCCAGCCUUAGCCUACAUACUUAUAGACCAAGGAUUAGGUCCUAUACCGUAGAUUUUUAUGCACAACGGGAUUAUGUGAAGAGGCUUGUAUAUGCUAGUGACGAGACUUGUAUUGAACAAGUACGGAUGAAUAGAGCUGCCUUUUUUAAACUAUGUGAGAUGUUAGAAUCGAUAGGGGGAUUGAAGUCGUCAAGGUUCAUGCUUGUUGAUGAGCAAGUAGCAAUGUUUUUACAUAUCAUCUCCCAUCACCUAAAAAAUCGAGUUAUCAAGCAUCACUUUAGGAGGUCCGGGGAAACUGUAAGCAGAGCAUUUCAUAAUGUUUUAAAUGCUGUCAUACACUUACAAGAUGUCUUAUUUAAAAAGCCGGACCCAGUUACAGCUGAUUCUUCUGACACAAGGUGGAAAUGGUUUAAGAAUUGCUUAGGUGCUCUUGAUGGAACCCACAUCAAGAUUAGGGUGCCAACAGUUGAUAAACCUAGAUAUCGCACCCGAAAAGGUGACAUAGCAACAAAUAUGCUAGGUGUUUGUACACCUGAGAUGCAAUUUGUUUAUGUUCUUCCUGGUUGGGAAGGUUCAGUUGCCGAUGGACGGGUGCUUCGAGAUGCCAUUAGUAGAAGACAUGGACUAAAAGUUCCUCAUGGUACAGUGUAUAGUUAG
Messenger RNA from Gossypium raimondii (Peruvian cotton), 771 nucleotides. RefSeq names its product protein ALP1-like. NCBI's taxonomy places the organism in Eukaryota, Viridiplantae, Streptophyta, Magnoliopsida, Malvales, Malvaceae. The transcript has 2 exons. Bases 1 to 771 code for a protein of 256 amino acids. The record is from RefSeq and is a predicted model, not a curated record.